GCAGUUUCCGGCGUGAGCGGCGAAAGCCGGGAGGGCGAGCGAGAGAGCAAGCAGGCAGCAGGCUGCCGGCGGGCGGGCGGACGGCACAGAGGGAGGGAGCGAGCGAGCAGUGAGUAAGCCAGCAAGGGCGGUCGGGUCCCGAGGUCAGCCGAGAUUUCUCAGGUCCCUCCGGCCCCCUCCCUGGAGUCCACAGCGCCUCCGGUGUCCAGAGGAUCGGACACGGCCCGGCCCGGCCAUGGCCUCGUUGCUGAAGGUGGAUCAGGAAGUGAAGCUCAAGGUAGCGGCACCGGUCCGGCCUUUUUGCCCCUCGCUUUGAUCCCCCAGCAGUCUGACCGGCUUCCUACUCCCCAUGGCGUCUUUGUCUCCCUGGGGAUACCAGCUCUGAGCUUCCGCUCGGCUCAGCCCAGCCCCCAACUCCCGGGGUCGGCUUCGCGGGAGAGGAAAAUAUAGGAUGGCUUUCUGUACCGCGUCUGAUGAUGGAGAGUCCCGGGGACACCUCCGCGGACACGUGUUGGACUCAGGGCUUUAGGCCCGUGACAGCUGACAGCUUCAGACACAGGAGGAAGGGAGGGAAGGGGGAGGACAGAGGAGACAGGCAGGUGCUGUCCUCAAAGCCCUGCGUUCUUCUGAGAUGGAAAAAUGGAUCCUCAAAAAAAUAAAGUAUUUGCAGUCUGGGGGCCUCUCAGCUUCUUAUUACAGUUACAAGGUUGAUUCUUUCAGGGAGCGGAUCACAAGUGAGGCAGAAGACUUGGUGGCAAAUUUUUUCCCAAAGAAGUUAUUAGAACUUGAUAGUUUUCUGAAGGAACCAAUCUUAAACAUCCAUGACCUAACUCAGAUCCACUCUGACAUGAAUCUCCCAGUCCCUGACCCCAUUCUUCUCACCAAUAGCCAUGAUGGACUGGAUGGUCCCACUUAUAAGAAGCGAAGGUUGGAUGAGUGUGAAGAAGCCUUCCAAGGAACCAAGGUGUUUGUGAUGCCCAAUGGGAUGCUGAAAAGCAACCAGCAGCUGGUGGACAUUAUUGAGAAAGUGAAACCUGAGAUCCGGCUGUUGAUUGAGAAAUGUAACACGGUCAAAAUGUGGGUACAGCUCCUGAUUCCCAGGAUAGAAGAUGGAAACAACUUUGGGGUGUCCAUUCAGGAGGAAACAGUUGCAGAGCUAAGAACUGUUGAGAGUGAAGCUGCAUCUUAUCUGGACCAGAUUUCUAGAUAUUAUAUUACAAGAGCCAAAUUGGUUUCUAAAAUAGCUAAAUAUCCCCAUGUGGAGGACUAUCGCCGCACCGUGACAGAGAUUGAUGAGAAAGAAUAUAUCAGCCUUCGGCUCAUCAUAUCAGAGCUGAGGAAUCAAUAUGUCACUCUACAUGACAUGAUCCUGAAAAAUAUCGAGAAGAUCAAACGGCCCCGGAGCAGCAAUGCAGAGACUCUGUACUGAGGCCAGGGCCAGGGCCAGGGGACUCUGUGAGUCUGGCUCAAGACCGACAUUGCCUUGGUUUGUUACAUGACUAUCGUGAUGGGGAAACUGGCUGGAAAUAGUAAUCACACCUCUCUGUUUUUAGUUAGAGUCUAAUGAAACUCUCAUCUAGUUCUGUGAUGUGUUUACCUCUUUUUUCAGGCCUCAGGAACUCUUCUAUUUCCUUCCCUAAUACCCCACACCCAACCUGUCGUAAUUUCUGGAGAACUCCAGGUUUGUGUGUGCAGGAUGUUGGCACAAAAAUACCUGUGUUUUCAUUCUCCCCCUCUCUCCCUCCUGUGUCUUGCGCUUUAUGUUUUCUUCCGUUUGAUAAUUAGUUGGUUAAAAGCUGAGGGAACCGGAAGGAAAGUGCUAGGUGUUUUUUAGGAACUAGGGUGGCGGGGGGACGAACUUCUCUUCCUCACAUGAGGUUACUGUUUCUUUCCUCUGUGGGGCAUUGGAUCCUCCCACAGUUGCCCUGGUGAUGACUUAGGGCUUCCCAUCUGUGUACAUCCCACUUUGAAUCUUGAUCGUGACAAGAAAUACCUUAGGCCUUCAGUCAAUUCCGAAGCUCCUUCAGUUGUUUUUAUAAUGGGCGUUUUCACAUGCACAUAUGUGUAUGCAUGUAUACGCCCAUACAGACAUGCACACACAGACUCCUACUCCAUUAGCUAACAUACCCUCCCUCUCCACAACCCCUGUCACAUACCUUUCAGGAGGUGACAGUUGUCUUAGUUGUCAUCUACCCAGACAAACGUCCUGGGCCCGUCCUCCCUCCUGAUACUGUAGCCUCUUGGUACCCAGGGUGAGUUGGUGGAGAACAGAGAGAUGAGAAGCAGAGGGCUUGGGGAAAGCCUGUUCCUCUCUGACUCAGCCCUUUUUGGCAUUAUUGCAAGAGCUUGACUCCUGGUUGCCUUUUCCCAGCCAGUUUUCAGUUGGGGUGAAGGUUUCUGCAAGUGUGAGGUCCAGAUGCUGCUGCUCAUGUUGGGCUUUCCUUUUGGGAACUAUUUCUCUUUAUUUAUAGUGUCGGGCUUCCGGGGAAAGCAAUCAUUGGUGUGUAUGUGUAUGUGCAUGCACACACGUGCAUAUACACAUUUGUGUAUGUGGAAAUGUGCUGGGCAAGUCAAAACUAUAGAAGAGUUGCCUCCUGUCUCUCGAAUCUUCCAGAGAUAUCACUUAAUUGUUAACAGCUUUUGUGUUAAUCCCCUUCAGCCCCUAGCUCUUUUAUUCUACCACGGCUGGAGAGUUGAUACCUGCAGUCAGCCUGCCAGUGACUCUUAGUGUCUGUUUCUGACUUAUUUUUCCUGUCUCUGUCUUCCAACCCCCAAUAAUAUUUCCACCGGGGAUGCAUCAUUUUUACUCCCAAUAUUCUGUAGAGAGGGAGUCAGGAUGCUGUCUUCCCACGAAUAGUACUCAGUAACAAACCAAUUGCAUUUUAGUUGGGCAGUGCUCCCACCCACCCUCCAGAUCCCUUCCAGCUAAAACCCUUCCCCCUUCCCUCCAUGUGUUUCUCAGUUUCCCGUUUCGUUUGUUGGACUGUUCCACUGCCCCUCCUCCUCACCCUAUCACCCAUGGAUCGUAAUGUAAAAUUCUUUUACCAUGUCAAGAAAUUAUUAAAAAUACAGGUACUUUGACCUCUUUCUAAAGCCGCAGACCCUGGUGCAAUGCUCUGGUGGCUAGGGAUGUACUCAUGCUCAUAUGUGUGCACGCUUGGACACCCACCUCCAUGGACACCUAGCCACCCUGUUGUGUGUCCUUAUGCCAGUUGAGCUGAAUCUUUUCCCCAGUAUAGUGGAAAGACUGAGGCUUCUGCCUACUGAGCAAGGUUGGGUGCUUCAUUUGUGUUCAGUCUGAAUUAUGGGAAAGUUAGCUCUUCCCAGACCUAAGCUGCCUUCUCUCCCUACUUUCAGAAGAUCCUAGUUCCUUCCUUCCCGAGUGAUACCCAUGAACUGCCAGUAGAGGCUGCUAUCGUUCCAUGUGUAAGGAAUGAACUGGUUCAAGGCGCGUCCUACCCAGUCAUUUUCUUUACCUUAUACUAAUUCUUCCUGAAUAAUGUCUUCAGUUUCUUGAGGAGACUCCUAGUUUUGGUUUUCAAAUUACUUGGAGGGCUGCCUAGGAAUCUAUCUCCCUCUGAAAUAAAGUUUCCUCAUCUUCCACCUUGCAA
Molecule: messenger RNA, 3611 nt
Organism: Homo sapiens (human)
Lineage: Eukaryota; Metazoa; Chordata; Mammalia; Primates; Hominidae
Gene: PSME3
Product: proteasome activator subunit 3
Exons: 12
Coding region: 632-1429 (265 amino acids)
Cellular component (GO): proteasome complex; proteasome activator complex; nucleus
Source: RefSeq, a predicted model, not a curated record